This is a messenger RNA of Aspergillus clavatus NRRL 1, 294 nucleotides long. Its product is annotated as ubiquinol--cytochrome-c reductase subunit 8. The transcript is spliced from 4 exons. The record is from RefSeq and is a predicted model, not a curated record. Lineage: Eukaryota; Fungi; Ascomycota; Eurotiomycetes; Eurotiales; Aspergillaceae. Bases 1 to 294 code for a protein of 97 amino acids. Gene Ontology annotation, biological process: mitochondrial electron transport, ubiquinol to cytochrome c.
AUGGGUGGUCAUCUGAAUCCUAAGACCGGAGUUUACAUCGGCGACUGGGGUGACCUUGGCUGCCCGACUCCCCAGCGCAUUACCACCUACUCUCUGUCUGCCAACCGUCAGCGCCCCCUGGCCGGUGCCUUCAACGCUGCCAUCUUCAACACCUUCCGUAGAUUCAGACACCAGGUCCUCUACGUCGUUCCUCCUUUUGUUGCCGCUUACGCCGCUAUGAACUGGGCCAUUGAGAGAAACGAGUACCUCAACUCCAAGCCUGGUCGUCUCACCGAGGGUGGUGGUGAUGAAUAA